Messenger RNA from Mytilus trossulus (common blue mussel), 8300 nucleotides. RefSeq lists its product as uncharacterized. Gene Ontology annotation, molecular function: chromatin binding; transcription cis-regulatory region binding. NCBI's taxonomy places the organism in Eukaryota, Metazoa, Mollusca, Bivalvia, Mytilida, Mytilidae. The record is from RefSeq and is a predicted model, not a curated record. The coding region runs from base 68 to 6229 and encodes 2053 amino acids. Gene Ontology annotation, biological process: negative regulation of DNA-templated transcription; heterochromatin formation. Gene Ontology annotation, cellular component: chromatin silencing complex. The transcript is spliced from 6 exons.
AUAAACGGCCAUUUUAUUUUAAUUAAUAAACCACACAUUUCCGUCUGAAGCAGACAGGAAACGGAGUAUGGCAUCUCCAAUCUCGGGAGAUGAAGCCAAACAAGAUGCUAUUACUGAGAGUAGAAACAAUGCAGACAGCUUAAAUAACAAGAUAAACAAAGAGGAAUACAAUCAGGAACAAACUAUUCGCCAAUCUCUUAAUGUAAAUAUUGAAAAAAACAAUGAAAACGACAAAAAUUCUGUUCAGCAGAGGAACUGUAAUGAAACAAACAAACAUACGCUAAGUCUAGAUGAUAAGGACCUUGUGUUACUGCCGAUCAGUAGUGAAACAGACCAACAAUCUGAUACCUCUGUAACUCACAAUACUAAAGAUAACAUUGCUGGGCAUAGGUCAAUCGAAGAACCAUUGUUUUCAGUCAGUAGUAGGUCAAGCGAUGACCAGUUACUGCCAGAUAGUUCUACAGAACAUAUAGAACAACAGAUUGUAAGCAAUAUAGAUAAAUGCAGUAUAAGUGUUCAGGAGAAAGACGAAAGAUCUAACAGUGAUUCAGAUAUCUGUUUAGAUGAUGAAAUUUCUAAAUUAAAAGUUAAUCUUGUCGACAAAGAGUCCUCCCUUGAAAAGGAAAUACUUGUGAAAGACUUGUCACUUAAAUCAUCACGAAAGGAAACUUCAAAUGAGAGUGAAAUAAAAGUGAUAGACUCUUCAUUUGAAAAUAAAACAUCAGAAAAACAAAUUAAAAAUGAAAGUGAAAUAAAUGUUAAGGACUUCUCACUUGAAAAUGAAACAUUGAAAAAACAAAUUUCAGAUGCAAAAGAAAUAAAAAACUCAUCACUUGAAAAUAAAACAUCUGAAAUAUCAACUUCAACUGAAAAGGAAAUAAUUGUGGAUAAAUCAUCACUUGAAAAUAAAACAUUGGAAAAUCAAAUAUCAAAUAAAAUAUUAGUGAAGAACUCAUCGCAUGAAAAUAAAACAACAGAAAAUGAAACACUUGAGAAUGUGUCUGGUUUUGGUGUCCAAUCCGAGGAGGACAGCGUAGGGUUUGAUUAUUCUGGGAAGGAGGAAGAGACAGAAUUCACAAACAACGAUAUUAUUUCUAAAUCUGUUCCUACAAAACUUGAAUGUGACGACGAAAAUCUGUCAAAAACAGCUCAUUCAGAAAUUGAUCAGGAAAACAAUGGAACUGGACAAAUUUCUGUUGAAACAAAUGUGCAACCUCUAGAAUCUAUUUCCUUGUCUAGCUUGAAAGAUGGCGAGUCAGAUGAAAAACACAAUGAACAAAUUACAGAUUCAGUAACAUGUGAUAAAACAGUUCAAGUUGUUCACGGUUUAUCAAGUAAACAUAAUUCUAAAAACAUUCAAGCUCGACGUUUAAAACUUGAUGCUUUAGUUGCUAACAUUAAAUCCCUUAAAACUGCAGAACUCCAGGAGAAUUCAGAACUCCAUGACAAUUUGCAGGAUGAGGUUGAUUCAAGUUUUGAUAGACCUUUAACAGGAGUAAUACAGAGUUCAAAAGAGUCAGAACAGGACACUUCUGACAACAAAAGUGAUUCUACAAUUCAAGUUAAAAAAGAGAAUGUGGUUGAGAUUGAAUCUGUUCACUCAGGAAAUAGUACUUUGUCAGAAAUAUCUGAAUCGGAAGAAAAUAUUAUUGUUGAUGAAAAUUAUGAAAAAGUAGAAGGAAAAAUUUCAGUUUUGAAAACUAAAAUAAAAGUUGAAGAUUCUAAUUGUUGUGCUAAUGUUGCAGUGUUGGCUGAUUCAAAUUCUUCUAAUGCAGACAAAAACUUAAGUGAUGAAGUUCAAAAUUUAAAAUUUAAACUUGAACAUGUUGAAGUAGAAAACUAUGAUGAAAAACAAUCAAAACGUACAAAAUUUGAUUGUGAUGAAUUAAAUAAAUCAAAAGUAUCAGAAAAUAAAAGUGAUGAAGUUCAAGAUUUAAUUAAAAUUAAAACUAGUGAUAGCGGAAAAAGUUCAGUCUCAACUGAAAAUUCAAUAGAAGAAGUUCAAGAUUCUAAUUCAAAAGCAGUGACUAAAAGUGGUGACACAAAAAUUAAAGUUGAAGAUUUAAACCCAAAGACCACUUCACAUUGUGACAAUGCUUUAUUGCAAUCUGAUAAUUGUAAUAUAAAGUCAGAAAGAGGCUGUGAAGAUGUGGAUGAAGAUAUUGAAAUUGAUGUAGAAAAAUUGGACGAUAUAAGUGAUAACUUAUUGCUAUUACAGAGUGCAGACAAUAAUAAAUUAAAAUCUGAAAAUAUCAACAAAAACAGUGAUUCUGAAGAAGAGAUAACAAAAAACACUCAAAAUGAAUCUGGUGAAAAAUCCAAACCUCAGUUUUUAAAACCUCCAAUUUUUCAUUUUGAUAGUCAAGGCGAUAAGAAAAUAAGUGAUGUUAUUGGGAACAAACAAGCUGUUGUUUUCUUAGGAGAGCGCGUCACAAAAGACAGGAGUAUAGAGGAGACAAAUAAACUGAUAAAACUGGCAGACCUUUCACAAGAUUCAAAUCAAGACGAGGCUAGCAAACUAACCAAACUGGCAAACGUUAAGCCUAAGAAACCAGUCAAAAAAAUUGAAAUGAUUCGUCAACCAGUUCGUAGAAUGAAACGUGUGGCCAGCUUAAACGCAUUAGCUAUGGUCAAUAUUUUAUUUGGGAAAGAGGAAUCUCCAAGAAGUAAGAAAUCUUCUGAUAGCAAAGCUGCCAACAAAAAAGUAAUAUCAAAUAAAAGUUUGUCAAAAGCCAAAAUGCUUUUAGAGGCAAAAGUUAAAAGUAUAUUAAAGAAAGCCAAAUCUGAUGACCAAUUCAGUGAAAAUGUCCGAGUAAAGAAGGAGAAAACUUCACCAGGAAAAAUAACUCAAAUUCAAAAGUCGUUAGCGAAACUGACACUGGAUUCACCUCCGUCAAAGCUGGUGACAAAAGUUGUUUCUCCAAAGAUGUUAGCAAAAGCAUCUCCAGCAAAAUCACCAACAAAAGUAUCCUCACCUUGUAAAUCCCCGUCUAAAGUUUCUUCACCAUCCAAAUCACCAACCAAAAUUUCUCCUCCAAAGUCACCAUCUAAAGUUGCAAAAUCACCAACAAAGGCAAAACCCAAUGCAAGUGCUGAAAAAAACCCAACUAAAAACUUAAAAGAAGCAAAAGCAAGUAAAAAGAAAAUUGCUGAUAAAAAAGAAGUAAAAUGUAACAUUUCUGACAAUGAAAAAACUGUGAAUAAGAAAACUGUGUUGUCUGAGGAAGAUAAAAUUAAAAAGCCUAGAAGAAAGAAGGGAGAGCUGAUGAGAGCAGCAAGAACCCAUUCCUUUCCUGAGGCUAAAAUGAAAACAAACAUUGCAAGCAGUAUUGACACAAACAACAUCAGCAAGGACAAAAAGGAUGAAAAAUGUGUCAACUGUCAAAAAGGUUUGAAUGAAAAGUCAAAAAAUGACUCGCGCAGUAGUUACAAACAAGAUGAUAAAAACAGUAGUACUUAUACAGACAACAAUGUGCAAUAUAACAUGGGACACGUAGAAAGUGGAGGUUACAGUACACAUAGCUAUGGCGUUAUUCAGAAUCUGACAGGAACAUGUGUUCAUUGCUCUCAGAACAUGUAUAGUUCUCAGGGACCGAGUGGUUUUAUGAUGGGGCAACCUGGAGGUUUAGUGAGUCCAUGUCCGACGUUUACGAUCGGCAGUGUUCCCAUGGUGCAGUACCAUCAUCCAUUCAGUGCUGGGUAUCCAAUACAGUAUCAGAGUCAUAACACUCUACCUCAUUGUGGUUGUCCAUCAUGUUACUAUUACACGCCUACAGCCUCCCCGUUACAUCAUGACACGUGUCAUCACAAUGUACCUCCACCAUCUUACACAGCGCUACGUGAUGUCAACGAUCCAGGGCAUACAGGAGGCAGUGUGGAUCCAAAACGUUCGUCAAUACAAAACAUGGGAGAUUCUUCACAUACAGAAGCUGGGAAAUCGUCAACAAAACAUGACGACAUGGAUCCUGAAAUAGACGUUGUUGGAAAUGCAUCAUCAAAUCGUUCUACAUGUAAUAGUUUUAAUACUCUUAAGGGAGGUAAUGAGGAUUUAGACGUUGAAAUUGAUGUUGUGGGUGGUGUGCCACCUUUGACCUUCUCUGAGAAGGAUAUUAUAGUAGAAACAGUGAAAAAGAAGAAAAAGAAAGAAAAGGAAAUAAAAGAAAAAACACCAAAAAGUGAAAAAUCAGGGAAAAAGAAAGAGAAAUUUUCAGCUUCAGAUAAAGAAAAUAAAACAAAAAGUGUAAAGAAAAGAAAAGAUAGUGAGAAUAGUGAAAGUGACAAAAAUGUUAAGAGGAAAUUAGAAUUGAAAGAAAAAGAAGAAGAAAAAUCUGAUAGUUCUGAUGAAUCACCAAAAACAGCAAAAUCUACUAAAAAGAAAAGUAUCAGUGAAUCAUCAGGGGAGAUUACCACUAAACUCUCAAAAAAGAAAUCAAUAAGUGAUUCUACAGAUGUUGCUAAAAAAGGGAAAAAGAAAAGUGUAAGUGAAUCCCUGGAAGUGACAAAAACAAUAAAAAAGAAAAAAAGUACUGAUGAAGAAAAAACAGUGAAAAAGAAAAACUUAAGUAAGUCAUCUGAUGCAAUAAAAAUAGGAAAAAAGAAAACCUUGAGUCAGUUAGCUAUUGAUAUAAAAAAAGCAAAACAAAACAGUUUGAGUGAGUUGUCUAAUUCAAUAAAAACAGGGAAAAAGAAAAUCGUGAGUGAAUCGACUGAUGUAGUUAAAACAGGAAAAAAGAAAACUUUAAGUGAAUCGUCAGAUGUGACAAAAAAAGGAAAAAAGAAAAGCUUGAGUGACUUGUCUGAUACAGUAAAAAAAGGAAAGAAGAAAAGCUUGAGUGAAUCAGGAGAUGAAUCACUCAUUGAAGUGAAAAAUAAAAGUUUGGAAGAGUCACCAUCUGCACUGAAAACAGGAAAACAGAAGAGCUCCAAAGUGUCACAAGAUUGGACAAAAACAGCGAAAAAGAAAAGCUUGAGUGAAUCAGGAGAUGAAUCACUCAUUGAAGUGAAAAAUAAAACUUUGGAAGAGACGCCUUCUGUAGUGAAAACAGGAAAACAGAAGAGCUCAAAAGUUGAGGUAAAAACAGGGAAAAAGAAAAGCUUGAGUGAAUUACCAAAUGAAAAUAGACCUGCAAAGAAGAAGAAAUUAAGUAUAUCUUCAGGUGAAACAGACAGUUCUAAAAAGAAAGGUCCAAAAACACCAACAGUUGACACUGCAAGUGGUAAAGGAGUAAAGAAAAAAACAGUUAGCAAAUCAGAAAAUAAAUCAGAAAAUAAAUCUACUGAUAGUUUACAAAGUAAGCCUAGUAAAUCUUUGGGUAAAGUAGAAAACAAAAAACCUACAAAACGGAAAAGUACUGAUGAUGUGUUUACAAGUGAUUCAAAAUCAGAAGCUAAACAAAGAAAACUGUCCACGACUGAAAAUACAAAAUCAUCAAAAGAUAAAAUACAGCUGUAUAACAGAAGUAAAAGUGUGGAUGCUAAAGUGUUGAAGGAUAAAAAUGAGAUAUCUAAAACUUAUCCAAAAAGACGACGUGUAGCAUCGUUUGAUCGGCAGCUAAGUACUGAAUCUGUAGUCGUUCGGAGGAAGAAAUCAACCACAUCAACCAAGAAUACAUCUCUUAAUGUUGUUCCAAUUGAGAAGAAAAAGCCAGAAGUAAAGAAAUUGAAGAAAAGAAAUCACAACUGGGAAUUUAAAUUUCCUCCUGAGAAACGAAAAAUCAUGGUCUCAGGGUCCAUGGUUGAGAGAGAGUGUUACCCAGCUAUCAUUCAUACUGAUGGAGAUAUCAUUUACAUCCGUGAUGUCGUCAUUCUACGCUCAGGUCCACGUAAAACAGACAUUCCAUACCUAGGAAAGGUCACAGCUUUCUGGGAAGAAAAUGAUGAGAUGAUGAUGGGUUUACUGUGGUACUAUCACCCAGAACAUACAGACUCUGGUCGACUUCCUCACCAUCUACAGAAUGAGAUCUUUGCCUCCAAACAUCGUGACGAGAACAGUGUGGCCUGUAUUGAUGAUAAAGGAUAUGUCCUCACAUAUAAUGAAUACUGCAGGUACAGAGGUGAGAAGUGCCGAGUAGAGAGUAACCUUUCUCCUAGACCAAUGAUGUUUCCUGUCCUAGAUGAUAACCCCCGAUCUCAGAGAAUCCCUGCCCCUGAUGUCGACAGUAAUACAGUGUAUAUGUGUAGACAGGUGUAUGACUUUAAAUUGAAAAGAAUUCUCAAAAAUCCGUCAUAGCAUCAGGGAUUAUUUUGAACUUCAAUUUUCUAUGUACAACAUCUUUAUAUAUAUAUUUGUACUUUGGGUUUAUUUUUAAUCAUGUAAAAUCAGCUGCUCUUGUGUCAAAAAAUUUUGUUGACUUUAAUUUUAUUUCGUUAAAUAUUCAUACCAUUAUUUUCACCUAAGAUGCAUGAUAUGGGUCAAUGAAAUAGAAUUAAAUAUAAAAUAGACAAAACUCUUAAAUUAUGUACUGAAAUGCCCUUAUUAUCUUUUAAUGAAAACUCAAAUUUAGAUAAUUUGUUUUUUGUAAUAUGAGAAAAUUUCUAGAAAAAAAUUCUUUGUUUAAAAACAUACUAGGUUGGUCAUUUGACACUUGAUUUAUAGCAGUUUAAAAAAAAAUGUAAUUUUGACUUCUUUACAACUUGCUACUUUGUACUUUUGAACUUUUUUUGAUUUUUUUAUAAAGUUUAUCAAAAUAAGUCAUAAAUUUUUACAUAUUGUCUAAUUUGUUACAAUAAGUUCAGUGGUAGAUUUAUAAAAAAAUAUCUUUUCUAGGUAUAAUGCAAUUGUAAGGGCUAUAUAAUGCGAUAAUGGUGCGUUUCAUGUAAGGUAAUGCUUUGUUGGAAAAUUUUUGAGUAGUUUCUGUUAUAAGAAGCACUGAUAAUAUAUUGGGAAUAUUUAACACUAUAAAAUUUUAGUGUAUUUAAAGUUGAUCAGGUGCCAUUAUUUUUCAGUUCAUACAUUUUUUAUAUCAUACUCAUUUGUUUUCCAUUUUGUAUGAAAUGUUUUACAUGUUCAAGGAGAUUUCAUUUUGUAUAUGAAACUUUUGGACUUGAUCUUUUGUUGUCUGAUGAUAUUUGUGCAAAUCUUGUUUUUAUCUAGUCCCAUAUAAAGCACAAUUGUUAGUUUUGUUGUAAAUUUUUAUUUCAUGUUCAUGUUACAAAUGCAUUUAUAUAUUGUUAUUAUUAUUUGUUUUAUGAAAUUCUUAAAAACAAAUUGAAUGUCAUGUUGUUACGGGGAAAUUGUUUUAUUGUGAAAGGUUUUAAAUGUGAUGUCUUUUUUGUAGAAAAUCUCUAGAAUUUAUAUUAAGUUUGUAUAUAUUGUUGUGUUUGUACAAAUAAUAAAAAUUGUUGUUAGGAAUAAAUGUUUAAAAUUAAUGUACUUUAUAUUGACAAAUGUCUAAGAUCUGUUUUCAUUUUGGAUGGUAACAAGUUACCUCCCUUUGAUUUUUAAGAGUUGUCUUUCAUGUUUGCAUGUAUGUAUCUUAUGUUAAAGUUCUGUAAGGGAAAUUCUUUGACACAAAUCAUAUUUUAUGUUCUAAUAUAAGAAUAAGGAGAUAUGGUAUAAUUACCAAUGAGACACCUAUCUCCAAAGUUCAAAUGAAGUGAAUGAAAGCAAUUAUAGGCAACCAUAUGGCCUUCAAAACUGUUAUGAGGUUAUGUUACAUUGAAAGAAUCAGGUGUGUCUUAGAUUUUGAGUCUUAACUCGUAUAAACAUUUUAUUGUUUACUUAAAUUUUAUUUCAUUUCAAAACCAAAUAUAUAAAUAAGAUAAAAUUUGAAGAAACUACUGUGUUUCAACAAAUAAGGGGAGAUAAUUUUAUUUUGCAGCAAAUAUUUCUUUACAAUUGGAGUUGCUUUAUGUUAAAAGAUUUUUAUAUGAGAAGCCUGUCAUUUAUUUUGAUAAAAUGUAUUAAGAACCUGAUUACAAGAUAGUUGGUUUGAAUAUUGUUGAAUAAGUCCAAAACAUGGUAUUUAGUAAAGUGCUGCCCUAGAAUCUCUUGUUAUAAAUUUAGGGUUGUGUAAAAAUUUACAUAUUUAUAUUAUUGGGAAAGAAUAUGUGGAGUUAUACAAAAUGUUAAAGGUGAAAAGGUCAUCAUCAAGUUUGUGUGAUUAUUUGUAUAACACUUAUGCCACUGAGUCAGACUGAGAUAAGAUGCAGAAUAUCAGAGGUCAAAAGGUCAAUACAUGUUUGUGUGAUUUUUGGGUAUAUUAUUGGUACCACUGAGGGAGAAUGUGUGUCAUAAUGCUGGAUGUCAGAGGUUAAACGGUCAAUGUCAGAUUUGUGCGAUUUGUUGGUAUAACGUGUAU